GAGCUUUAUAAUAAAAUAUAACUUAUCAUAGUUUAAAGAAACUGAAAACCAAUGUAUUCUACUAAAUAGAAGACCAUACGGAAUAUUAAUUAGUAAGUACGAAAUAAUAAUUCAAGAAACAUGCCUUUGAAGGGGAUAAAAGUAUUGGAAUUUGCUGGUUUGGCACCAGCACCAUUUUGUGGAAAAAUUUUAGCAGACUUCGGAGCAAAGGUCACAGUUAUUGAUAGGGUUCCCGACAAUCAAUUUAAUUGCAUGAACCAUGGCAAACGUGUUUUAGCUAUUAAUCUUAAAAAGCCACAAGGUCAAAACUUGGCUAGGAAAUUGUGUAAAACCCAAGAUGUUCUUAUAGAACCAUUUCGACCGGGCGUUAUGGAAAAAAUGAACUUGGGACCAGAAAUUUUAUGCAAAGAUAAUCCUGGUCUGAUAUAUGCCCGCUUAACAGGUUUUGGACAAACUGGACGUUUGGCACCUCGUGCUGGCCAUGAUAUUAAUUAUGCUGCCAUCUCGGGAGUACUGUCUAUGUUGGGUCGUAAAGGUGAAAAACCUUUACCACCCAUUAACAUUCUUGCCGACUUUGCUGGUGGCAGUUUAAUGUGUGCCUUUGGUAUUUGUUUAGCUUUGCUGGAACGUCAUCGUUCUGGACGUGGUCAAAUUGUUGACUCCGCCAUGGUUGAUGGUGCAGCCUAUGUAGCAAGUUGGUUGUAUUUGUCGCGGAAUAUACCGGCAGUAUGGGAGGGUAAAGAACGUGGCACUAAUUGGCUGGAUGGUGGCGCUUUUUACUAUGAUACCUAUGAAACUAAAGAUGGCAAAUAUAUGUCGGUGGGUGCUUUAGAACCUCAAUUCUUCGAGCUUUUUAAAAAACACUUGGGUCUACCUAAACUUUCACAGUUUGUCAGCCAAGACCAGGAGAAGGAGGCAGCAAAGGCUGACAUUACAGCGGCUUUUCUGCAAAAAACUCAAUCGGAAUGGACUGCCAUGUUUGAAGAUAUAGAUGCUUGUGUGUAUCCUAUUUUAGAUUGGCGUGACGUUAUGCAACAUGAUCAUAACAAGAUGCGUGAAUCUUUUGUAAAGUUAGAUGAUAAUCUUAUAGCUCCAAAACCGGCACCACGUCUAAGUCGUAGUCCGGGUAAAUUAAGCACUCGUUCAAGUAACUCACCGGAAGCCAUAGAGGAAGCGGCCAAUGUUUUAGGAGAUUUAAAACUUAGUCCGGUUGAAUUAGAAGAAUUGGUAAAUGAUCGAGUGUUGAUUUUGCCACAGCCAUCAGCGAAAUUGUAAAUAAAUUUAUUAUUUAAGAAAAAUGGAUUUUUUUUAGAUUUAGCUUUUUUAUUUUGUGAUAAGAUAUAAUAAAUAUGUAUGUAUUGUUGCAAUUGUAUGGGAAAUAAUCUUUAUAACAAGGUAGUAAUUUAGAUUAUAAUCUUUGUUUAUAAUUUACAUAUAAAUAAAUGUAUAUAUUUAAAAAUCA
Calliphora vicina (urban bluebottle blowfly) is the source of this 1462-nucleotide messenger RNA. It is a transcript of the gene Amacr, whose product is annotated as Alpha-methylacyl-CoA racemase. Gene Ontology annotation, molecular function: alpha-methylacyl-CoA racemase activity. The record is from RefSeq and is a predicted model, not a curated record. Lineage: Eukaryota; Metazoa; Arthropoda; Insecta; Diptera; Calliphoridae. The coding region runs from base 121 to 1275 and encodes 384 amino acids. Gene Ontology annotation, biological process: bile acid metabolic process. Gene Ontology annotation, cellular component: mitochondrion. The transcript is spliced from 2 exons.